Messenger RNA from Panicum hallii, 1805 nucleotides. Its product is annotated as probable E3 ubiquitin-protein ligase EDA40. The record is from RefSeq and is a predicted model, not a curated record. Bases 88 to 1548 code for a protein of 486 amino acids. Lineage: Eukaryota; Viridiplantae; Streptophyta; Magnoliopsida; Poales; Poaceae. The transcript has 2 exons.
GAGCUGCUAUCACUGUUCUCUCUCACUCUUUUUCUCUCCCAAUCUCAUUCGAUCGAUCCGCCUUGCUAGUCGUCGUAGCCAGGCUCAAUGGCAUUCAACGACGAUGAGAAGCCUCCUACUUCCAAUACAGGAAGCACAAAGGGUCUGGUGAAGAUCAAGCCGGCGAAGUACUUCAAGGAUGCUGCAGCGCUGACGGCGGACACGGUGACGGCGGAGGUGGAGAUCAACGCCACAUCCUCCACCACCGUCAGGGAGGGGCUGGACCUGGUUGCCGUGCUCGACGUUAGCGGCAGCAUGACAAAAGAUGGGAAGAUCGAGAGCGUGAAGAAGGCCAUGCUGUUCGUGAUCAUGAAGCUCACCCCCGUGGACCGCCUCUCCAUUGUCACCUUCUCCGACGGCGCCACCAGGCUCAGCCCGCUGCGCACCAUGACCCCGGAUGCCCAGAACGACCUCAAGGCUCUCGUCAACAGCCUCGGGGCCAACGGUGGGAACAACAUUCAGGCAGGCCUUGAGACCGGGCUGGCUGUGCUCGCCGACCGUGUCAACACCAAGGCGCGCACUGCCAACAUCUUCCUCAUGUCCGACGGGCACCAAACCUCCGGCGACGCCAGGCAGGUCGACCCUGGCCAGGUGGCCAUCUACACAUUUGGCUUUGGCAGGGACACGGACCACCAGCUGAUGAGUGACAUCGCCACGAAAUCACCGGGCGGGACCUUCAGCACUGUGCCCGAUGGGUCGAAGGUGAGCCUGCCAUUGUCGCAGCUGCUUGCUGGCCUCCUCACGGUGGUCGCGCAGGACGUGCAUCUCACCAUCACGCCCAAGACGGAGGAGGGCGACGUGGACACGGUAGUGGUGGCCCCCAGCGCCGAGUACACGCAGGCCACCAACGCCACCACCGGCGUAAUCACCAUCAAGUUCGGCGCCCUCUUCGCCGGAGAAGGGCGCAGGGUCGUGAUGACCCUCACGCUCAAGGACGUGAGCGCCUUUAGCGAGGAGUAUGACGCGCCAUUAGCUGAGGUCCAGCACAGCUUCACCGCCCAGGGAAGACCGCGAGACCUCCAAGUCCAGCAGGACAUCCAGAUAAAGCGCACCCCGUUCCCAUCUCAAGCCCCUGGUGUGAGCAGCAAGGUUCCGGCCGAGAUCGCCAGGCGGCAGCAUGCCGAGGCUAUCAGGCAGGCGAGGUUGCUGGCGGAAGUUGGCCAGUUGGAGGACGCGCGGUACAAGCUGGUGGACGCGCAGAAGGCGCUAGAGAACAACGCGCUGGACGGCGGCCAAAGGCUGGUGAACUCGCUCCGAGCUGAGCUGCAGCAGCUGAUCAGGCUCAUGGAUUCGGAGGAAACGUACAAGGCGCAGGGCCGCCCCUACGCCCUUGCCUCCGAGACCUGCCAUGGCCGUCAGCGUUACGCCGCCAGGGGCGGCGACGAAGAGGACGUUCGCCUCUUCGCCACGCCGCGCAUGGACGCCUACAGUGAGCAAGCCAAGAGUUUCGAGAAGGACCCCACGGGGCCGGCGGCCUCCGCCGCCGAUGAGGAUGUGAAGCAGGAUUAGACCAUUGCCAACCCGCUCAGCAACGCCAUCGAGAUCAAGAUCCUCAACCCAAGCACCUAGCUCGCUCGGCUCUUUCCUCUCCGAUCACGCGCGCAUGCUCGUUCCCUUUCUUCAUGAUUUGCCAUACGGAUACGUGUCCAAUAAGCACGCUUCGGAGUACACACUAGCUCGUUUUGAUUAUUUCAUCCAUCUACCUUGCUAUAUAUAUAUUGUGGAACGUCAUUUCCCAUGCAUUGUAUCUUCUUCCAAGUUGUAAC